Molecule: messenger RNA, 622 nt
Organism: Diabrotica balteata
Lineage: Eukaryota; Metazoa; Arthropoda; Insecta; Coleoptera; Chrysomelidae
Source: the annotation of a GenBank genome assembly
GUCAAAUAACAAUCUAUAAAGUCAGUUGCACUUGGAAAAUUAUUGAUUUUAUUUAUUAAUAUAUUCAGUAUCGUAAAUUAAGAGUGAGCAUUAACCGAGUCCAACAGAAAAACCGCUACAUUAUAUUCACUAAACAACAUAUCAAUGGAGAAGUCACCGCAAGAACUCGUAGAUCAAGAUCUACAAGAGGAAGGUCAAUUUGUUGUAGACGAUGUUAGUAAAAUAAUUAAAGAUGCUAUUGAAACUGUAAUUGGCGGAAACGGGUAUCAACAAAACAAGGUAAACAAUUGGACGACUGAAGUUGUUGAAUCCUGCACAGCUGAACUAACAAAACUUAUGAAGCCCUACAAGUACAUUGUAACCUGUACCAUAAUGCAGAAGAACGGAGCUGGUUUGCACACCGCAAGUUCUUGUUAUUGGGACAACAAUACUGAUGGAAGUUGUACUGUUCGUUGGGAGAAUAAAACAAUGUUCUGCAUAGUGUCAGUUUAUGGGCUUGCAAUAUAAUAUAAUCUGUGACUAGACCAUUAGAAAUGUUUGCCUUAUUAAUACAGUAUCAUUAUUAUUUAUAAAUUAAUUUUUAUUACUCUAGUUAUUAAUAUAAUACAAUAAGUCUGUGUUA